AUGCUAUUCUGGAAGCUUUUUUUGCUUUCUGUAUGGUUCAUGAUAGUUGGGGCUGAAAAAUAUGCCGAAUCAUUGAAUUUGAAGCCUUUGCCACGGAAUAGUUUGUUAGCUACAUUUCAAUUUGAUGUCGAAUCAUUGCCAACAAAGUUAGGCUAUUACAAUGAAACCAUAGAAAUCGGUGAUAGAUCCAUAUCUGAUGGAACCCAUUAUAAUUACUUUCCAAGAUCGUUAGGGCCAAUAAUUGAGUCUACAAACACAAGAGAAUUACAUUUAAGAUUCACACAGGGCUGGUGGGAUUCUGAGUUAUGGGGACGCUUGCCCUUGAACGGUUUAAAGAGUGGUGGAACUGGAGUUGAGGUUUCAGCGGUUAUAGAAGCUCCCAAUCUAGAAUCGGCUAAAAAAGACUGGAAUAAGUUAUCGAAUUCUUUGUCGGGUUUUUUCUGUGCAUCUCUUAAUUUUAUUGAUGAUACCAUCACAACUACACCAAAGCAUCAUUCUAAUAAUAACGGCCAUUUCAUACUGAAUUCUAAUAAUAACUUAUAUUUUUUAAGAGCUGCUCUUCCUAGUGAGCCAAUCUGCACCGAGAAUUUAACUCCAUUUUUGAAAUUAUUGCCUACUAGAGGAAAGGCAGGUAUUUCGUCAUUGUUAGAGGGCCACAGGGUAUUUGACUCUUUGUGGCAUGGAAUGUCUAUUGAUGUCAUUACGGAAUGUGAUGAAGUUGAUUCAACUUGUCAUUUGUCAAUGAGUCAAAGUGUGAAUUCUGUUAUUGAUAUCAUGAGAUCGAUUCGUAAGAAGAAGGAAGGAAUCCCAAGGCCAACUCCUGGCGAUGAAUUGCGUUGCGAUGAUUCGAAAGUAUUCAACAUUUGGCAAUGCUUUCCGCUUGGUGAUCCAACUAAUGUCACCUGGGAUUUGGAAACUGUCUUCGGUAGAACUAUUAAUGGGCCGGCUUUGAUUGGCGACUCUAAGACAACAUCGAUUAAUAUUGAAAUUGACUCAAACUUUUGGGAAACAGACGUGAUUAAGUCAUCUGAUGAAUCGUCCGAUGUAUCUGCUUUAUCUAUGUCACCAGAUUCCAAAUCCAUUGAGUACUUUGUUGAUGAACCUUUCAAAUACAAUUUCAAAUUUACUUCUAGCGAUAGUCGAAAGACCGCUCCUAUAGAAACCCCACCUUUGCAUGUAUAUCGUUCAUUAACAGGAUAUUCACAAGACCAAGGUGGAUUUCGCGUAGUUUUAUCCAACCCAUCGCCUAGUGAAUCCAUUGAUUUUAUUUAUUUUGAAACUUUGCCUUGGUACAUGAGAUUGUAUUUAAAUACCUUGACCAUGACAGUCAAGGAUGAGACUGGAUUCAAUGAAAUUGAUACAGAGCAAUCAAACUAUAUAAAAAACCGCUAUUAUAAACCAGCCAUUGAUAGAACAAGGCCAUCACACUUGGAAUUUUCAGUCUCCUUACCAGCAAAUACAACUAUGACUCUAACAUAUCAAUUUGAUAAAUCGUUAUUAUUAUACGCAGAAUACCCACCGGAUGCAAAUCAUGGAUUCGCUAUUGAUCCGGCCGUUAUCAGCGUAUUAGAUGAAGCAAAGAAUAGCGUCUAUGAGAUGCGGACUACAAGUUUAUUGUUAUAUUUACCAACUCCUGAUUUUUCAAUGCCAUAUAAUGUCAUUAUUUUGACUUGUACGGUAAUGUCCUUAGCUUUCGGAUCUAUAUUUAACUUAUUGACCAAGCAAGUUAUUACCGAACAAGAAUUUGAGAAAAUUGCUGCAAAUGGGAAGAUAAGUAUUAUUAUUAACCAUAUAAGAGAUAAAAUAAAGACAAUAAAAACGCGCCACUGA
Molecule: messenger RNA, 1830 nt
Organism: Debaryomyces hansenii CBS767
Lineage: Eukaryota; Fungi; Ascomycota; Pichiomycetes; Serinales; Debaryomycetaceae
Product: GPI-anchor transamidase subunit
Exons: 1
Coding region: 1-1830 (609 amino acids)
Biological process (GO): attachment of GPI anchor to protein
Cellular component (GO): GPI-anchor transamidase complex
Source: RefSeq, a predicted model, not a curated record